AUGAGACCGACGCAAGCUCUGAACGGCGGCGGUGCCCCCAAUUGGAAGGUUGGCCACUGGCUGGGUGAUUGGGGUUCUUUUGGUGGCUCCAAGCAAAAGGGCAUCAUCCACUACGGCCUUUCUGCCAACAGACAGAACCCCACUGCUGGCAUGGUCCACGACGCUUUCUUCAACACGUUCCGUCGUACCAAGGGCCAGAUCUUCUACUGGCUCCCUCCUCUGGUUGCUGGAUACUACUUGAUGCAGUGGGCUACUGAGCGAAACCACUACCUCCAGUCCAAGGCCGGCCGUGCCGAGUUUGGUGACGAGGCCGAGUAA
Molecule: messenger RNA, 318 nt
Organism: Metarhizium robertsii ARSEF 23
Lineage: Eukaryota; Fungi; Ascomycota; Sordariomycetes; Hypocreales; Clavicipitaceae
Product: UcrQ
Exons: 4
Coding region: 1-318 (105 amino acids)
Biological process (GO): mitochondrial electron transport, ubiquinol to cytochrome c
Source: RefSeq, a predicted model, not a curated record